Messenger RNA from Pogonomyrmex barbatus (red harvester ant), 5087 nucleotides. It is a transcript of the gene inaE, whose product is annotated as inactivation no afterpotential E. Gene Ontology annotation, biological process: arachidonate metabolic process; diacylglycerol catabolic process. Lineage: Eukaryota; Metazoa; Arthropoda; Insecta; Hymenoptera; Formicidae. Gene Ontology annotation, cellular component: cytoplasm; postsynaptic membrane; dendrite membrane. The record is from RefSeq and is a predicted model, not a curated record. Gene Ontology annotation, molecular function: lipoprotein lipase activity.
GGGUGGUUUGAUUCGAUGUGUCUCGUCGCUCGUCGGUUCUCCAAGAUGUGCUCCUCUCGCGGUGGUGGCGCGGACGCGUCGUGAUUACGCGCCCUCGGCACGUGGCCGGUAGCGUACGCGAUAGCUCUCAGUGGCCUUCGAUAUCCAAUUUAAAGAGGAGAGAGUCAGACGGAAUAUGACAUCGAGGAGACGUGGAGCUCCGGGGCGAUUCCGGACCCGGUAGCGGUCGUUCUACCGUUCUCUUUCGUCGUGAAUUUCAAUAGCGUCUCGAUAGACUGAGAGGGAGAGAGAGAGAGAGAGAGAGAGAGAGAGAGAGGAAAAAUGAACAAAGUUGUCCAAUGAUUUUAUAACUUGCGUCGUCGUCAUGCGAAACGUAGCACUGCUCUCUUACGUUUUACGAGGGAACACGUAGGAAGCGUGCUCUCGAGAAGGUAUCCGCGUAAGGAAGUACAUUUGGAAGGGGAUAAAGAGACGCGUGCAAUCGGCUGGCUGACGGAACUGACGCGACGCCGAGCGUCACCUCUAGCACGACGUCGUUGUUCACGCAUCGGAAUAGCCGAAAGCGUUUUCUUCGUUCGCUGUUUACCGAACAUUGUUUUCAAAACAAUGUUGUUGACGAUAUUACGUAUUAUAAGCGGACGUUCUCUAAAGAUUAAGCCUUAGGACGAAAUAAAAGGAUUUACGUGGAAUAAAGGUAUCACAAAAUCAAUUUCGUGCAAGUUCAACUAUAGUGCGCCAUUCAUCCCUACAGGAAUCGAACUUCCAUAAAAAUCUUUCUGGAGGACGUCGAAGUAUAUAAUACGUAGAGCGGGCAAUCUCGUAUCUCGAUUAACCAUUUCCGUAAUCGUCGGUGAUAUUAUCGGUGAAUAAGAGUGAAUACCAGGCAAGGAUUAUCGUGCCGAGCGGCGCGAUGCGGCGUCGCGUCGCUCAUCGGCACGCCGUUGGUGAUAGCCAAGAGGAAGUCGUCUCGACGACAAGUAGCGUCGUCAGUACGGCCGCUGAAGAAUGGACAACGAACGCGAUAAGAAGAGUCACGAUUACAGCUGUCAGUGCGCUCGUCGGCGUGGCGCGCGACGCCGACGUCGGCGUCGUCGUCGGUCGUCGCUGUUUACUUACCGCGUUCGCCAGACAAAUCGGGCGAGUCGCGCGGUGAUUCGCGUGUGAAGUGGAUUCGCGAUCGCCAGUUUGUUGGAUGGAAGACGACGACGACGAAGGUGGCGACGACGACGCGACGCGAGAUGCCUGGUAUCGUGGUAUUCCGACGACGCUGGAGCGUCGGCAGCGACGACCUCGUCGUGCCUGGCGCUUUCCUCUUCAUCCUGCAUCUCAUAUGGUUGACAGUGCUGGGCGUUCUACUGGGGAUUCUCGAGUGGGAUCGUAGCGAUACUUGUAUCCUUCUCCUGUGGGCGUAUGUGAUCGGGUAUGUGAUUCUUUUCGUGGUCUGCAUGGCGGUAGAAUUCUCCAUUUGCUGCCUGGCGACGAGGGGUAGCAUCCUAGAUACAGCAGCGAGGGCGCCAAUGCAGUACGUCCUUUACCUCCGACUGUUCUUGGUACUGGUGGAAACCGGAUGGCUGUGCGCAGGUGUUUCUUGGUUAGCGCAUUAUUAUCAAACUUGUCCAGUGGACCAAGCUAAGGACGUUAUGUUGGGUUUGGUAAUAUCGAACUGGUGCCUGCUCGCAUUGAUGAUGGUGACUAUCUGGUGCACGUACGAUGCCGCUGGCAGAUCCUGGGUGAAAAUGAAAAAGUAUCAGCGCAGUAUGAGGGAGGCGGAAUCGAGGGGUGCAAGAUUACAUUACAAGCGCAGCGGCAGCAGAAGUCGAAAUUGGCGACAACGAAAAGUCAUACGUGCCUACCAGGACAGCUGGGAUAAUAGAUGCAGAUUGCUGUUUUGCUGUAUGGGUAAUUCCGAUCGUAAUCGAAAUUCGUUUGCUGACAUUGCUCGAUUAUUGAGCGACUUCUUUCGCGACUUGGAUGUAGUGCCAUCGGAUGUGGUGGCUGGAUUGGUGUUGCUCAGGAAGUUUCAGAAGAUCGAGCGUGAGUUAAUAGUUAAGCAGCGCAAAAACGACACAUACGAGUUCCUUUCGGGAGUGCCGGUCACUCCACGCACAAAGUUCCUGUCUCUGACGGAGGACGGUGACCUAGGCCAUUUCCAGCUGGCUAUUCAUUACAUGCAUUUCGCCCUUGCUGCCUACGGUUGGCCCAUGUUUCUCGUCGAUUCCUCUACCGAUCUCUGCCAAUUAUGCACUAGAUUGCAAUGUUGCUGUUGCUUUCCGUGCGGUAAUCAUCAUGAGGACACGACGGUGAUCGUCGAGGAUAAUUGCUGCCGGUGCAAUUAUGCCGCUCUGAGUAGAAUGCUCGACUUGGGGGAGAUCGAAGUCGUCUAUGCAACCUUCCACGUCGACGUUGGAGAGACGCCGUUCUUCGUCGCGCUCGAUUACACUAAGAGAAAGAUCGUGAUCAGUAUACGAGGGACCUUAAGCAUGAAGGACGUGCUAACAGACUUGAACGCUGAGGGCGAGGUGCUGCCUUUGUCGCCACCAAGGGAGGACUGGCUCGGACACAAGGGAAUGGUGCAGGCCGCCGAAUAUAUACGCAAGAAACUACAGGAGGAGGAUAUUAUCGCGUGUGCUCGUGCAAAGAAUCCCUCCAGGGGUACACAUCAAUUCGGAUUGAUAUUGGUGGGUCACUCAUUGGGUGCUGGCACGGCUGCGAUCCUCGCAAUCUUGCUGAAACAGGAUUACCCGGAUCUAAUGUGCUUCUCAUUUGGGCCACCCGGUGGACUGUUGAGCAUGCCUGCCCAACAGUACACGCAGGAAUUCAUUACCUCCGUGGUGGUUGGCAAGGAUGUAGUACCGAGGAUCGGGCUCCGACAAAUGGAAAGUCUGAGGGCAGAUCUCAUCAACGCUAUAAAGAGAAGCGUUGAUCCUAAGUGGAAGACAAUAGCGUGUUCAGUGAUGUGCUGCGGCUGCGGCUCGACACCCACGUCCGCGGCCAACCUGGAGGCCGGUGGUUGUAUCAGCGAAUAUCAACGAGACAAGGACCGGGCUCGCGCUCAGACCAUCGUGCCCAGCGAUUCUAGCAUCGCUCUGACCCUGCACAGGCCCCUAUAUCCUCCAGGACGAAUCAUACACGUGGUGCGACAUCAUCCAAACAAGGGCGAGCAGAAGUAUGAAACGCGUUGGAGACAAGUGUUGAGCAAGCGUGAACCGGUGUAUCAGGCAUUGUGGGCUGGUCCAUGCGAUUUCGACGAAGUGCUGAUCAGCCCGGUGAUGAUACAGGACCACAUGCCGGACAACAUGCUGCGUGCGCUGAACAAGGUAAGACAGGACGCAAACAUCGUGCGGCAGCAAAUAAGGCGGUCGCAGGCACCGCUGAGCCGAACCCCGUCGGUGAAGCCGGGCCAUUACGAGCCCUUAGAAGAAACCGCCGACGGGCCCGACGUCCCCAACGAGAUGGUCCAGCGGGAUCGGGUUGUGACGACUCUGGGCCCGGCGAAGCCGCAACGACUAGUGUCCGGGCACGCGUCUUCGACGGAAGCAUCGUCGACGGAGGCACGGGAGCAUCAGACGAUCGAGGUCCAGGAGUUGGAGUUGCAGGAGCAGGAAAUGCGAGCACUGCUGUCGCCAUCCAGUCCGACUAGAUGUCAUCAACUGGUCAAUCUAGCCGGCACGCCACCGCAUCGGCUCUGUCUGGAAACGAGUUUCACGUCGUUGCAGAGCCCGACGGACCUACCGCUUGCCGGCCGUGAGCUCAGUGUGGACUCUCGGGGCAUUCCGUGGGAAUACGUCAGCCUCGCCAGCGAGUUGCUCAACACACCUAGGCCGGAAGACGGCAAACCAAUUAUCAGGACAAGACGGACUAGCCAAUCGAAGAAGAGGAGAUCGAUAGCAGCGAUAGAAGUGAUGACGUUUAACUCUGACCAUCGAAGACUGAAUCGUUGGGACCCAACACGUACGGCACCCCUGGCUACACCGGAAACGCUGUCGGAAGCGUCGACGAGCAGUCCACCGUCGCCGGUGGUUCCGGCACCCAGACCGAUGCGACGCACCCCCAAGAUCCCGGGAAACUUGUCGACGGCGGCGGACGACCUGAAGAAUAAUCUGCACUAUGCGAUGCUCUCGGCAAAGAACUAUUUCCUAAGGACGACAGGGGAGCACGCAGGGAGCAGUAAUAACGGCAGCAGCAGCGGCAAUAGCGAGGCGAGUUACGAGAGCGCCAAAAGUCUGGCUGCUGCUGGUCUUCCGCCGCCAGUCCCUAGACGACGGGACUCCGUUACUAUUAGAAGAGAACAACGGACAUGCACAGCAGCGUAUUGCAGGGACGAUUUAUCGGAAAACUCAUCUACCCACACAUCUUCGCAAUCUUCGAGAGUAUCCCACACUUCGCAUCGUGUCCAAGUGGAGUUCAACGAGGAAGAGAAUGACACCAACGGUUCUAGCUUGGACUUUUACGAAGCGAAAAGUUCCUCCGGCCAGCGCGAUAGCAGCAACGAUGUGUUUCUCAGCGUGCGUAGUUCACCAGAGUGCAAAGGACUUAUGGCGCCAGCCACAGAUCUAGGUGCUGAAUGGAAAAAAGGAAUCGAUGCAGGCAUGAGUGGUGACGCCUCGUUACCGCUUCUCCGAGGCUUGUCGCCGACACCGACUUCCGGUCAACACAGUUCGCCAUUCUUUAACACUAAGAGGAAAAAGUAUGUGUAUCCCAUCACGCUAGUGGGACGAGGAGAAAGCAGUGUUUAGUUAUAGAUUCUAGAUGAUUCUGAAGAUCACUGUUAGUGAUUGUGAAGACUUUCUUCACUUGACAAAAGAAUCAAUUGGAGUAAAAGGAAUAAAAUAAUGGUUACUUUGUGUGACUUGUGUGUGAUUUGACUCUUUUUAGUUUUGACUAGAAGGAAUAUUUAUCGCGAAAGAACUGUAGUUUUACGAAUUGAAAUAAAAUCAUUCGAGGACCAUGAGGCACGAUAAUAAUAGGUCAGAAGUAGACGUUUGGAUGUGUGCCAAAUUCUUCUUUCCUAACUUGCUCUUCUUUCUUAAUCUAUGAAUUUCUCAGGUAAUUAAAUUAAACGACAGUUCAAAAGACACGCAAAAAAA